Protopolystoma xenopodis is the source of this 504-nucleotide messenger RNA. The record is from the annotation of a GenBank genome assembly. NCBI's taxonomy places the organism in Eukaryota, Metazoa, Platyhelminthes, Monogenea, Polystomatidea, Polystomatidae.
AUGGAAGCUAUUUACAAUGAAAUAGCUUCUGGGAAAGAUACAGGCUUCCAGGAUCUUAUCAAGACAUGGGAAAUUAGAUGCCAAGACUGUUAUGAACGAAUCCAGAAUGACCUACAUAUUGAUCUGAAUGCUCUCCAGGAUCCAGAUGUAUCUCUCGAUUAUAUCAAAGCUCAGAAUAUUGAUACUCAGACAGUUGUUGACCAGCUGCGACACAUUAUUCGUCUGCGGGCCUCUUUGAUAACAGAGCUUGAUGAAAUCACCAAAUUGCGAAUAGAGCUUGAAGAUUCGGAGUCCAUAUCCGAGGUGCAUAUUGCCCUGUACCGAGUCAAUGCUGAGAAAAGACGUCUUGACGUGGAACUUAGAAAAACCAAAGAACAAUGUGAGUCUUCUCUUGUAGACCACUAUGGACUGCUCUUCCUUUUCAUUAGUAUUUUCUCUUUAUGCUUUUUUGAAUUUAUAGUUCGACAACCUUUCAAAAUUAUGUGGCCCUUUUCUUCAACUUGA